AUGUUUUGCGUCAAAGGCGGUGUGAUUUCCAGCGAGUUGGGUUAUAAGCAGAAACAGGGCAAGAUGUUACAAAACUCAUUAAAAUCUGCUACUCGUUUUUUAAACUUGCGCAAUGCUUGCGCCAUUCCAAAGCGCUUUCAACAAACUCAAACUGCAGCAGAUGCAACCGCCACAGAACCUGAAAACAUCGCCGAUAUCGAGGAUCGUAUUCUGAAGCACCCCGACUAUUUCCAAGUGCAUAACCUGUUUACCGUACGUGAUCUUUUCAAUGCACGAGUACACUAUGGUCAUAAAGAGGGAUCAUUGGACGACCGAAUGCGCCCCUACAUAUAUGGCAGUCGCCUGGGCCAUCUUAUCUUUGAUUUGGAUAUAACAGCUUCACAUCUACGUGAUGCUCUGAAUAUAGCUGCGCAUAUUGCUUUCCGAGAUGGCAUUAUAUUAUUUUUUAAUCGAAAUGCCCUCAAUGCACAUCUGGUAGAGAAAAAAGCUAUGGAAGCGGGUGAAUUUUCACACACCCGUUUCUGGCGAGGGGGUAUUUUCACUAAUGCUAAUGUACAGUUUGGAGCAGUAACCCGUUUGCCAGAUUUGUGUAUCUUUUUGAAUACCCAAAAUAAUAUAUUGACGCAGCAUGUAGCAGUGCGUGAUGCGGCGAAAAUGGCUAUACCCACUAUUGGUAUUGUGGACAGUAAUAGCAAUCCCAAUUUGAUCACAUAUCCGGUGCCAGGUAACGAUGACUCGCCAGCCGCUGUUGAAUUAUACUGUAAUCUUUUCAAAGCAGCCAUACUACGAGGCAAGGCGAAACGACGCGAGCUUCUUGGAGAAACUGUAGACGGCGGUAACGUUGAAUCGACGGUAUCACAACAUGCAAACCAAAAUUAAUAAGUAUCUAAGUUCUUGUUGCAAAAGGCAAUAAAAUGUUGUUUUUUAUGCUUAAAGGAAAACUUACAUUUAUUAAACCACUUUUCGUGCAAUUUAUAGCUAAAGAAAAUAGUACUACACAGACGUUAAUUAAAAUCAAUCUUGUACAAUUCA
Rhagoletis zephyria (snowberry fruit fly) is the source of this 1032-nucleotide messenger RNA. It is a transcript of the gene mRpS2, whose product is annotated as mitochondrial ribosomal protein S2. Lineage: Eukaryota; Metazoa; Arthropoda; Insecta; Diptera; Tephritidae. The record is from RefSeq and is a predicted model, not a curated record. Gene Ontology annotation, molecular function: structural constituent of ribosome. Gene Ontology annotation, biological process: translation. Gene Ontology annotation, cellular component: mitochondrial small ribosomal subunit; ribosome.